AUGUGGUCCGUAACUAUCGUAUUUCUGCUCUGGGCAUUCUGCCAUGAUUCGUAUUCCGAUGAACAAUGCGACGCCCUCGUUCAGAGCAGCGGAACACCUUUCGGAAGGAUCGGCAAUAAAUGCGUUUAUCUUUCCAAGAACCCAGCUUCCGGUUCUCUGACCACAACUUGCAAGAAUGUCCUUUCCAAGGAUACUAAUAACCCUCUGAGUCAACUUUCCAUCGACAACGACGGCGAGAACGAGCAGGUCAAAGGUGGGGCCGGUUAUCGUAUUAGUUUCAGAUGAUAAUCUCCUUAUCAGUUGUAUGUACACCUAGUUUCACUAUUGAUAAUUAUAAAGAACGAAAAUAUAUACUUUGAAAAAAGCGAAUAUUGGAAAAAGUCCAUUCACAACAACUUUCUGGUAUUUUUUUAAAGGAUCAUAGGGAAAAAAAGACGUUAAGGUUUUGCAACGAAAAACUUUUUACUUUAUUUACCUCGAAAAAAGAUAUAUUUCAUUCGCGAACAAUUAUUGAAAUGUUUAAAGAACAGGCGAAAGUUUAUUCUCAAAAAAAUGCGUAUAUCUUCGAUUUAUAAAUUUCUGGAAAAUUUUUUUAAAAUGUUUAUACUUUUGUAAACUAUCACUACUCUUGUUCAUACAGAAAAGAGAAGUAUCAGCAUAGAAAUGCGAAUUUUAACGACUUUUCGUGUGCGAAGCGGUCGCGACGCGUUUUGGCGCCAAUUCAAAUGAUUAUUUCACUGGUAGAGUCUCAAGUCAUCUCUAUAUAAUUGAACCUCCAAAGAACAUUAUUUGAGAUAUAUUUAUGUAAGUUCAUUCGCUGAUAUAAGAAAAUGGACCAGUUUUUGAAACAAUUUUCAUACUCCGUUAAAGUAUCCUUUCCUUUUUUAAACGAAAAAUCAUCCUUAUGCAAGUCUCACGGUGUUUCUAUGCGAGGCGGUCGCGACGCGUUUUUGGCGCCAUUAGUAAAAAAUUUAUCGCUCUCAUAGAAUCUUCGAAUUGAUUAUAAACUAAAAAAUUACAAGUUCAUUCAUUCUUCAGUGGAUAUUUGAAUCAUUGAGAAACUUGAUCGUCGGUUUACGGAAUCGCGUUGACCAAAAAUGGCCCGUAGAACAUCUUGUCUUUCUUUGAAUAGUAAAGUUAGAGAGCUGAGCUUUCCUAAGAUCAGCUGCUUCUCCAUCUAGGAACAGUACAGCUUGUCCAAGGGUGGCGGACUUCGGGAUUAUAUCUCAAUGAAGACCAACUACUCGUUGAGCAGAAAUGAGAUAAAAAUUAUCAAAAAGACGCUGAAACUCUGCUUCUCUGCUAAUUAUCUUCGUAUCAUACUGAAAAAUGCUGAAGAAGAUUCCUUGAAACUUAUUCAAUGUAGGACGAUUCACUCGUGAGCAAAAUCAGAAAAUUGGGGCCAAACCGCCUCGCGACGGCUUUGCACACACAGAUUCCAAUUAUGAUAAUUAUUGUAGAAUGGCUCCUCGACGCCGACACGAAAGAAGCCUUCAUUGGUUUGGCUAGCGAUGGUUCUUCGUGGAGCUGGAUGAACGGCGAUACUUCGGGCUAUAACCAGUUUGGUGGGACUUUUUCCUACCAAUAUUCCCUAGUCCCAUUUUUUAGCCGAUCCAACUCUUCGCACCACGAAAGCGCCUCCAGUUACCAAUCCACCGCCGAGGACUACUUGUGAGUUUUGAAAAAAAUAGUUUGGUCGCAUUUGGAAUAGCUGAUCGCAUUUGGAAUGGCUUCGGUUGAAAAAUUAUUUUUUAAUACUAUCUGAUGCUUGUUUUUUGAGGAAUUUCUUGUUGUCGUGUUCCUUCAAAAACUCAUUUCGAAACAAACAUUACAAGUGAAAGACGAUUCCACGUUCAGGAGAGAAAAAAUUAGAUGAUUAGACAGGAUUAAGGCCUUCUUAUCGAUUUUGAUAACCAAAAGUGAUUGACAAUGAAUUUGUCAUGUAAAAAUUCCGAUAGAAUGUCGAGUUUUUGGGAUUUUAGGAAAAAAAUUGAAAUUGAAUGAUAAAAAUAAUCACAGCAAUUUAGUAAGAGAUUUCGGGCCAAGAAAAAAGAAAAUAAAUUUUCCUUUUGAACUAGAUCUAUUUUUAUCACCAUGGUCGCACGUGGAAUGACUCGAAGCGUCGCGGUCCCGUUGCGGUUUGAAAAUAACUUUAACUUUUCUAACGCCGCCAACGAAAGCCGUUUUCAGUCGUUAUUCAAGUUUAGUACCACCAUCCCAACAACGAAAGUCCGUGGCGAUCGUCAUAGCAGUGGACGCCUCAAUUUACUCAACCAAUUCUUGGACCUACGCUGUAAGUUACUCUCCCUUCGUUUCAACUUGAAACAGUCUGAUUUCUCUGCGCCCUCUUCUUCUUGGUAGACUCUCUCGUGUUUGGGUGUUAUUUUUAUAUUUCCAUUGAAUCAAAAGGAAGAGAGCGCAGACAGGUCAGACAGUUUCAAGUGGUCUCAAAGAAACUUUUUCCAGCAAACCAACUUUGCAAAAUCGCUUGGUGAUUACAUAACGGCCAGGGGUCCAGCUCAAUUCGCGAUAUUUCCCUAUGGAUGUACAAAGGUGACUAACAAGGAUGGUCAUUUCACUUUGGGGUUAGGAUUUUUGUGAAAAUUGGCUAGAACACUCUUUGAUGUACAGGAUGAAAAUCCUGAACGUCUUAACCUGCAAAACUUCUUAAUUUUUGAGAAACGAACACUCAAAGUCUAAAAAGGACCUAUUUUUUCGGAUUUCUUGGACCUUAAUUAUUGAUAUUUUCGAACAUUUUUUGUUAAAAAAAUAACUGAAUCUAAUUGAAGCAAGAUUUUAACGCAUUUAAAUUUAUUUAUGAACAAAAAAAUAAUAAAAAAAUAAAUUUCAAAAAACUCCCGGAAAAUUGUUUUCCCGUGCGUCAUAAUUAUUGGCUCACAAUUAAAAAAUAAACAAAAGCUUUUUCCAGUGCGUCAUAAGGUUCUAGAACUCUAAUAAAGUUUAAUGUAUCACGAGUUAUUCUCACAGUAAACUUUGAAAAAUUGCCAAAAAUCCUUAAUAAAGUUUACAUAUUUUUCAGUGUAAAAUGCCUUUAAAAGUUCGAAACCUGUCAUCUUAAAAGAUAGAAAGUCGUGAAAAAUAGGCCUUCAUUAACUUCAGAAAAAUCCCAAACUCAAGGGGAACCUUCCUUGUAACUUUUUUUCUAAAAAUCAUCCAUAAAAAUUAAGAACCCCGGCGGUACUCUCCUACAGUACCCAGUCUACACUUCGACCUACGAAGGAAUGCUCGGGAUGGUCGCAAAUAUGAACGAGACUAUAACUCACGACUGCACACGGACCAAUCCACUGGACUUCUUAUCGUUAGUUUUUGACUUUAAAAUUAUUUAAGAAACUUCUCAGCUUUUCAGGAUGUACCUGAACAUGCCUCAAGUCUACUACAAUCGAUUUCCCAACUCGAUCCGGCCAUUCACGGCCUCUUACUUAUCUUUGAUCAUGUUCUCCGCUAACACGUUAGUUUCAGAACAGAAAGGGGAACUCAUUCGAGAAGUAGAGGUCACUAUAGGGAUAAAAAUUUCAAGUGGCCCCUAAAGGAUCAAGUUUUCAGUGAUCUUUAUGAAUCAAUACACACUGUAGAAGCAGCCAAUCAACAAGAAAGAAUUGGUCAUUAUUUUCUGCUGAUAAUGUUAAAAUUCACAGGGUUCACUUAAGGGGUUUCAGUCCAAUCCUAGCUUCUAGAUGUUCCAAAAACAGUGAACUCUCAAAAAUAAAGCUUUUCAAUAAGAUCCAAUAAUCGAAAAAAAAGUCAUUAAUUAUGAUGAUAAUAAUGUUAAUAUUUGAAGUGUCCUCUUAAGGGUUUUGAGUUUCUAGUGUUCACUUUAGAGGUCAAACUUUUUAGAAGUUGAAGAGCAAAUGAUCAAUUAUCCCUGCUGAUAAGUUAAAAUUCACAGUGACCUCUUAAGGGUUCUGAGCUCUAUCGCAGCUUUCAGAAGAUUUAGAAAUCAGUAAUCAGUUCAUUUUUGAAAUAUCAAUCAUCGGAAAAAACACUUUAAUGCUAAUAAUAUUAAAAUUCACAGUGACCUCUUAAGUGUUUUGAGUUUCUAGUGGUCAUUUUAAAGAUCAAACUUUCUAGAAAUUGAAUAAUAAAUGACCAAAUUUUCCUUCUGAUGAAGUUACAAUUCACAGUGACCUCUUAAGGGUUUUGAGUUUCUAGUGGUCAUUUUAGAAGUUUAUUUCCAAAUUACAGUGAUCCGACAGUCGUCAAGCAACUGAAUAGCUAUCAACCGAUGGCCCAAUCCAGCGUAAUCACGGUUUCCGUCGGGACAAACGGUUUUUUUGAAGUUAUUGGCUCAAAUUCCAGUUCUACCCGAUCUUAUCAAAACUUGUUUCAAGGAAAAAUAGGAAAGAAUCGAACGAGUUCCGGCCUAUUUUGAUCAUUUUAUCCGUAGAGCGCAAAUUUCAAAAAUUAUGUUGCAUACAAAUAUUCGAAAACAUGAACUAACUUAAUGAGUUCAGCGAAUUCCCUGACUCGACUCUCGAUUCCGGCCAACGUGAACUUCCGGCGAGUGACCACUGCAGAGGAGAUCAUCGACCUUGUCCCUGUAGUGGAUUCCAUCAUUUUCGGAACAGAUGGAGCUUCGAAUUUUGCUCAGCGACCACUAUUCGGUUUUGGGAAUGAUCAGCUGAUUGGUGGGUGUUGUCCCCUCGGAAGUUAUAUUAUAAUAUCGCUACAGUCCUUCCCAUAAGUAUAAAUCCACCCAUAAAUAUUGGAAUUUUCUUUAAAAGUUUUCAAAAAGUUGGUUGUAAUCAAAACCAUCCGACUAUGGGUAUUCAAAAAAAUAAACCAACGAAAAAGGGAGAUCAAAAAAACAGUGAGAAAAACUUGAAAUUUAAUUUUUCUCAAAAACCGUUUUUUUAACUUCACACACGUAAAAAUCCACUUGAAAAAAUUGAAUUUCAAUAAUAUUUCAAAAAAAUGAAAAAUUUAUCGAUUUUGGAAAAAUCGACUAGACCUCCAUUACGUCUGGCCAUCUUUUUUUUUUUGCAAGAACUAUGGAUGGAUUUAUAUUUAUGUUUGAAGACUGUAUGAGAAAAACUUCCCUGUAGAUUAUCAGAGAAUGUUUGAGCGAAUUCGCUGAGAAUUCCGAACCGCGAAGUGAAAUAAUCUUUCUUGGGAGAGUAGAAUUUCCAACCUGGUGUACAUAUCACUUCCCAAAAAAUCUUUUUCAGUCGACGCCUCGAACUACGUCGACUGCGCCUUCAUGAACAGCUCCGACGGGCUUUGGUACUCGGAUUCUUGUAAGAACAAGCGACAAAUCCUCUGCCAGUCGGUCAUUCCCACACCGCCACCACCUCCAACCCCGAAUCCGACGAUCGAAUGGAGCGAUCCGUCAGUUUUUGUCAUCUUUAAUUUGGAUGAAUUAGAACUUCUUUCACUGUUUUUCUUUGUAGUUCACUCUUUCCAAAUUAAUAUUAUUUUAAAAAAAAGUUCAGGUGCUCCCUGAAGGGAACUUUUUCCUACUUCCAGGACCUCGGCAAUGCCAAAUGUUACAGGGUGAGUGAAUUUUAAAAAAAUUUCUUCCGAAAAAAAUUUUUCAUUAAUUGCGAUGCGAAAACUGAGUUAGAUCUCAUUCAAAAUUGACAUUUUUUCGUUUUUCUUUUGACGAUUACAAUAGAGACAAAUGCAAGGUUUCUUGAUUUUACGAGGAAUUUGCGAAAAAAGAUUUUUCCGAUGAAUCCUUACAUUUUUUUCUCUUAAGAUUUACAAAUUUUGAUGAAUUUUUUCGAAAAGUACCCAAGUUUACAUAAAAUACUUCAAAAAAAUCGCCAGCUCUUGUGUUUUAGCCCUAUUUUUUGAUAUCGCUCCAGGACCAUUUAUCCAAAAAGUUAAAGGCGCAGAAGCCUUGCACGACCCAAAAUAUGAAACUGAAAAUGGCUCUUCUGUCCAAAGAUUUUCCGAAAAAUUCAAAAUCUUUAAAAAAAUCUUUCCAAAGAAAAGAAAAAAUCCAAAAAGUUCAUAAUUUUCUAAAUUUUCUAGGUCUCAACGGCGAAAAAGCAGUUCGCCGAGGCCGAAACGACGUGUAUUACUGAUCAUCCGUUAUUCCUUCACGAGCCAGUUCUGACCUCGGUUCAAACUGAGAAAGAGCUCACGAAAAUUGAUAGUGAGUGUAUGGAAGAUUUUCAAGUGCAAAGUCCAAAAGUACCAGAAAAGGAAAUUCAAAAUUAAAAGGCCUUUAAAAGACCUUCCUAGAGCCUUAUUUUAUCGUAAACGUCCAUUUUAAGAAGAUCGAAAGGUGCGUAUGAAUCAAAAACUCUUUUAAAACACCGUUCAUUUUAUUCAUUUUUGAAAUAAAUUAUUGCUCAAAGAGCUUUAUUAUCAAAAAAGUGAUCUUGAAUUUAAAUUUGAAGCCCUGGUGAGCGGGAUCCAAAACGAGGGAAUGUUCUGGUUCGGAUUACGGCGGAACUCGACGAGUUCUUGGUAUUUCGUCAACGGGGAUCCCUAUGAUCCUUCGAUGUACAGCAAUUGGCGAGAAGGUAACUUUUUCAAUACUUGUUUUCAAAAAAGGACUAUAGCUGAUUCACGGCCAGCUUGAAACGCUAAGGGGGCGUGUCCUGUCUGCGCUCUUCACAAGCCAGGCGCUAUCUCAUGCAUUAUCGUGUCAGGACCCAUUUUUUUGAUGGCUCAAGCCAGCCGUGAAUCGAGUAUAAAUCAUGGGAAAAAAUAGUUGGUUGAAAAAAGCUGAAUUUUUUUCUCAAGGAGUUCGUCCAAAAUGAACAUGAAUCCUUUCCUUCAAAAGAAAAACCGAUAGUAAAGUAAAGCUUCUUUUUCUCGUAAAACUAUCAACUUGAAGUUUUUAAAAAAAAUUUUCCAGGCAAUCAAAUGUUUUCUCUUGAAAAUAAGCGGAAAAAAUCCUUUUUUCUGUUAAAAAAUAAUUUCAUAAUCGUGAUAAAGUCAUCGAAAAUAAAUAAAUUUUCAUGAGCUUUCUAACAAUUUUGUAACUUUUUCGAAGUUUACCUAUGGAAGAAAUGGAAGCAUUUUUAAAAAUUAGCCAAAAAGUCCGUUUUCGCUCAACAAAAUGCUGGACUUAACGAAAAUAAAUAAAUUUUUUUAGGCUACCCAAGGCAAGCUGACGGUUGCGACUGCGUGGCCUACGUUCUGAACGACAAGAAAUGGAUCAACACCGACUGCAACCUCAAGCUGUUCGCCGUCUGCGCAUACCGCUACAAUACCAGUUCCGCGUUCUAG
This is a messenger RNA of Caenorhabditis auriculariae, 7203 nucleotides long. NCBI's taxonomy places the organism in Eukaryota, Metazoa, Nematoda, Chromadorea, Rhabditida, Rhabditidae. The record is from the annotation of a GenBank genome assembly.